AUGGAAUAUCUUGGUGGUGGACAUUACAAUCUUUCUAAACUCCGAUCAUUGCUGUUUUUCGAUGUUGAUACUUCUCCUUCAAGCUGCUCCAUGUCCAAGUUUUUGGGAGAUGGAUUAAGGUUUCUCAAGGUAUUGGAUUGUCGUGGUGCACCUUUGGACAAGUUUCCAAAAGUGAUUCUCAAACUCUACAAUCUGAGAUAUCUAAGCUUGAGAGAAACACAGACCAUUGGUUUUAAAGCAUCACCAGGAAUUGAAACAUUGUCGUGUUUGCAAAGUCUUUGCUUCAUUGAAGCAAGUCAAAGUUUUACUGCUGGUUUAAUGGAAUCCUUAGGAAAACUGAAGCAACUGAGGAGGUUAAGUAUUCUGAAACUAAAAGAAAGUGAUGGAUAUGCUUUAUGCUCAUCAGUUCAGAAGACGAGGUUUCUUUACUCAUUAAGCAUAGAAUCAGAAAAUUCCAAUGAAAUUCUCAAUCUGCAGAAUAUAUCAUCAUCACCUCAAUGCCUUAAGAGAUUGCAUAUGUCAGGUCGCUUGGUGAAAUUACCAUCUUGGUUAUCUUCACUUUCAUGUCUUGUAAGAUUAUAUUUACGGUGGAGUAAAUUAGAGGUUGAUCCACUUAUUCAUCUUCAAGCUUUGCCAAAUUUAGUGCAACUUAUAUUUGAACAGGCUUACAAUGGAAAAAGAUUGCGUUUUCAAACAGGAGGUUUCCAAAUGCUUAAGAUUUUGAUGUUUGGAAAAUUGGAGAGAUUAGAAGAGGUUUUAGUGGAGGAAGGAUCAAUGCCUCGUCUUGAAGAACUAUGGUUUAGAGACUGCAAAUUGUUGAAGAAAGUUCCUUGUGGAGUUGGAUUCCUUACUGAGCUUAAAUAUCUUGAAUUUGUUGAUAUGGCUCCUGAGUUAAUCAGGAGGCUCGGUAGAAGUAAAAUAUAUGAAGACUAUGACAAAAUAAAGCAUGUUCCUUCCAUCUUUACAGGUAAUCAAAGAGACUGGGGAGUGGAUGGAAACUAUCUUAAUGCAUAA
Molecule: messenger RNA, 1014 nt
Organism: Ziziphus jujuba (common jujube)
Lineage: Eukaryota; Viridiplantae; Streptophyta; Magnoliopsida; Rosales; Rhamnaceae
Product: disease resistance protein RPP8-like
Exons: 2
Coding region: 1-1014 (337 amino acids)
Source: RefSeq, a predicted model, not a curated record